Messenger RNA from Vidua chalybeata, 4901 nucleotides. It is a transcript of the gene CEP135, whose product is annotated as centrosomal protein 135. The coding region runs from base 913 to 4365 and encodes 1150 amino acids. NCBI's taxonomy places the organism in Eukaryota, Metazoa, Chordata, Aves, Passeriformes, Viduidae. The record is from RefSeq and is a predicted model, not a curated record. The transcript is spliced from 28 exons.
CGCGCCAUUUUCAAAGGAUUUCAAGCGCUGGGACAGCGCAGCGGGCCCGCUUGCCGACGCCUGCUUUUAGCGUGCUUGCUCUCAGCUGAGGACUUCUCAGUGCCAGUGAGGAGCUGCACGGAAAGCCAUGAGGGAACAUAACCAGGACAGAUGAUCUGAGCUGGCCAAAGUGGUAUUCCACACCUUAAAGAAAUAAACUGGGGACUUACCCAGAGCAAGGCUGAUUGUGCUUCGGGGACACGCUGGGCAUCAGUCAGCAAGUGUUACUUCCUGUACAAGCUGUGACAUGGAUUUGUUCAUGAUAUUUCUUCUGUAAAACUUUCUCAAUUAGAUUAGUAAAAAAUCUUUGCUCUUUCUAAAACACAAGCUUUUAAACAAAUCUGAUGAACUAUCUGGAGGUAAUUUAAUAUUUUUAACUGAUACAAGUCUUCUUAAGGAAAAGAUGGGCUCAGGAGUUACCAGUUUUCUUCUGUAGUAAUAUAAAAUAUAUUCUUGAGUCUCAGUCUAGACACAGUAACUCAAUCACACUUUUCCUGAAUUCAGCACAGAAUCUUCAACUUUAAUGUAGAAAUACCAAGAACACGUUACUUUAGUGUUUGUCAGAGGAGUAUGAAGAGCAUUUCCUACACAUCAGGACAUUGACUUACACUGAGUACACUGGUGGAACGAAAGUGCACCGCCGCCUCCUUCAGCCAUCCCAGCACAGUAUGUAAGGGAUUGCUGGCAAUGCCACUGCUUAGUUAAUAUCCCAACAACCUGAACCUCUUCAAGCAAAUAUUUUUGGUAGUACCAAGAGUGGAUGCUGUGCUUGUAAGACUGGUGAUUCUCAUCUACAGAGCAGUACCCGGCAACCACAGGUGUCCUGUUUUUUUUUUUGGCUGUGACAAAAGCAGCUUUGGAGGUGUGUUUACAAUGAGUACAAAUGCUGAGCGAAGGUUUGUUAAUCUCAGGAAAUGUCUGAAUCAGCUGGGCUAUCGGCACCCACUGGGAGUGGACAGUUUACCUUUGGUGGAAAAGCUUUUCAGUGACUUAGUUCAUACAACCGAGAGCUUGCGCAAAGCAAAGUUUUCUUCUGGAAAAACUGAGAAAGAAUGCAGUAAUUAUGAUACUAUCGUGGAACCUUAUAAAACAGAGAAUGCUAGACUUACCAGGGAAAAUAAUGAUCUACAUUUAGAAAUACUAAAACUGAAAGAGCAGUCUGAUCGUCAUGUUAAAGAUUUGAAAGCCUCCUUAAGGAGGACUGAACACGAAACAACUGACUUGAAAUUUUUGAAUAACCAGUAUAUACAUAAAAUUAAAAUGCUGGAAAAAGAGACCAAAGCCAAGACUGAAAAAAUUCAGCAGCUUCAGGAGAAGAAUCUGCAAGCAGUGGUGCAAACACCUGGUGGCAGCAAGAAAAGCAUUCCCUUCAGGCGUCAGCGCAUGCAGAUAGACCAGCUUGUGCCCCCGUCAGGUGUCAGUGCCUACCCAGUGCCUCAGCCAGAGGACCCUUACAUCGCAGACCUUCUCCAGGUGGCUGAUAAUAGAAUUCAAGAACUGCAGUCAGAAGUAACAGAGCUACAGGAAAAACUGGAGACAUCUGAAAGUGGAAUGAAAAAAUAUAGCAAACAGGUUGAGAUAAGAGACAAAGAAAUUGAGCGCUUAAUGCUGGCAUUGGAUGGUGGGCGUUCUCAUGAGGUUCUCUCUCUGGAAUCAAGAACUAAAAGUAAUGAGAAGCUUAUUUCCCACUUGAAUACACAGGUUGAUUAUCUUCAGAAAAAAAACAAAGAACUUGAAAAUCACAUUCAAGAUCUCUUGGACACUAAACAAAAUGUGACCAGUGAGGUAGUAGAUUUAAGCAAUAAAAAUGAAGAACUCUGUCAAGAACUGAAUGAAAUAGAUCACUUGGCACAGCAGUUGGAAAGACACAAAGAAAUAGUGCUUGAGACUGCAGAUAAGGAAAUAGGAGAAGCAAAGAAAGAAAUUGAAAGAAAAGUCAGUGAAAUACAGGAUCUACAAGAAACAAUAACAAGGCUUAAAUCAGAGUUGUGCUCAUGUCAUAAGGAGAAUGAGAGACUGAAUGAAGAACUCUUUGGGAAAACAGAUGAAAAAGAGAAUCUUGAGCUGUUGAUAAACCAGCUUCAACAAGAGAAGCAAAGGCUGACAGAAAAAACAGAGAACUUAGAAAGAAAAGAACGAGAACUUGUCCUAGAAAUUGAAAGAAUCAGAUUGGACUAUGGUAUUGCCCUAGGAGACAAAUCUCCAUCUCGUCUAGAUGCAUUUGUAAAGACCUUAGAAGAUGACAGAGACUACUAUAAGCGAGAAUUAGACUAUCUUCAGAAAAUGGUAAAGCUAAGGCCUAGCGCAAGCCGCAGGACUGCAGAGAAGAGCGAAGAGCUUAAAUCGAUCACCAGAGAAAGAGAUGAGCUGAGGUCCGUGUUAGACAGAUUUGAAAAACACAUGAUAGAAAUUCAGUCCAAUGUCAAGUUAUUGACUGCAGAAAGAGAUAGAUUAAAAGUUCUUUAUGAGCAGUCUCAGAGUGAAUUGAACAGGAUGAGAAGAGAAGCAAAACACAGUUUUGUUUCUCAAAGUCACAUAGAAGAAGAAAGAGACAUUGCACUGACUGACUUCAGAAUACUAAUGGCAGAAAAAGAAAGUCUUGGAGAAAAAUUAAAGAUGCAUCAAGAAGCAGCAUACCAUGAAAAAUCAAAGCUGCAGCAUGAUAUUUCAGAAUUGGAGAAUAAUAUUCAAGGACUUCAGAUUGAAAAGUGUGAACUAAGGACUACAGUCUCUAUCCUGAAAGAAAGAAUAGACUAUUUGGAAAAUGAGUUAAAACUGAAGUCAAGUAAACUUGCCCAGACUUCUGAUGAUUCUUCUCAAUUUAAAGCUGAGAUUUGCUCACUUCAGCUCUUAAAUGACCAAUACCAGAAGUCUAUUGAAGAUUUACAGCACAGAUUGUCCCUCAAAAAGGAUGAACUGCUGACAGCUCAUGAUGAAAUUACAAAGCUGAAAGAGAUAAUAGAUAGGUUAAACCAGAGGAGCACUUCACAGGAAGAAGCAGUCAGUGUGCUGAGAAGUACCAUUAGUGUUUUGGACAAAGAAAAGGACAGUCUUCAAGAAACCGUAGAUGAAAAAACAGAAAGAAUUGCAUGCUUAGAUGACAACUUAGCUAACAGGGAGAAAACAAUUGCUCAUUUACGUUUAACUCUUUCUGAGCUGGAGUCCUCAACAGACCAGAUGCAGGACAUGCUGAGCAACAGAGACCGGGAGAUAUCCAGCUUACAUCGCCAGCUUGAUACAUCCCAGAUAGAGCUUGCCGAAAUGGGAAGAGUAAAGGAAAUGGCUCUGAAAGAAAACAGGCGACUGCAAGAUGACCUGGCUACAAUGGCCAGAGAAAACCAGGCUAUCAGUACCGAGCUUGAAGAUGCAAUACGUGAAAAAGAAGAAAUGAAAACCAGGGUUCAUAGUUAUAUAACUGAAGUCUCCAGAUUUGAGAACUUGAUAGCUUCAAAGGAAAAAGAAAACCAAGAAUUGUUAGAGAAGUUCCGGAUGCUGCAUACAGAAGCUGAAGGCUGGGAAAUGAAGGCUCAUCAAGCUGAAGGAGAAAGCAGCUCCAUACGACUGGAACUCCUUUCAGUAGAUACAGAUCGGAGACAUCUUCGAGAGAGAGUAGAAUUGCUGGAAAAAGAGAUUCAAGGGCAUAUUGUUGCACAUCAAGUAUAUGAAUCUCAGAUCUCCUCCAUAACCAAAAAUAUGUCCAGAUUGGAAGAGGAUCUUAAACGUGAAAAUCAGGAUAAGGCUUCUGUGUUGGCAGACCUCACUUCUGUGAGAGAACUCUGUGUGAAACUUGAGGCUAGCAAAGAACUUUUGGCUCGACAGCUGACGUCCAAAAGCAUGGAUUAUGAAAGGGUUCUAGGAGAAUUAGAAGAUACAAAAUCAGAAGGAGAGUUGCUGAAAAAGCAGCUAUCCAGUGAGAGACUUACAGUUCAGAAUCUCGAAACGUUAUUGGCUACUAGUAGAGACAAAGAAUUUCAGAAUCAAUUAAUGUCCCAGGACAAAGAUACCGAAAUUCAGUUACUGAAAGACAAGCUAACACUGGCUGAGAGCAAACUAAGCAGCAAUAAUAGAGAGGUUUCCAUGCUUCGAAGUAAACUUGCAGAGAUGCAGACUGACACUGAUAUUUUAAAAAGGAAACUGACCACUGAGCGAUUUGAACGGGAGCGAGCGAUUCAGGAGAUGCGUCGGCACGGCCUCUCCAUGUCCUCGCUCCGGGCUUCGCCUCCGCUCAGCUCCACGCUGAGGUCUCCCUCGCAUUCUCCAGAGCGCAGCGCUGCAAGAACAACUGAUCAAGCAGCAGCUGAAAAAAAUGUGACCUUCAAGGAAUAACCAGUACUUGAAUAACUGAAGCAUUACCUUUUUACAAUGAUUUUUUUUUGUUAUAAAUUAUGAAUACUUGUAUUUUAUCUUUGUUUUCUUCAAAUCACUGAUUACCUUUGAAACCUCUAAGAACAGGUGUAGUAAUCAACUUCGCAAAAUUCUGCUUUACCAACUGGCAGGAGUGACUGAUUUUUUGCUGGCUGUUUGACAGGUUUUAUAUCAAGCCUGGCUAAGUUUUGUUACUAUUUUGGAAAUAUAAUAAUUAAAAGAAGGAAAUGAGUAUUGAUUUGACAAUCUCUUGUUUUCAUUUUUCUAUUUUGUUUGCUUAUCUCAUAUGGUUGGAGAAGUUUAUUCAUCUUAAUGUGAGCUAACAGAGAAUAAAAUCCCCAACUGUAUUAAAAAUGCUGAGAAAACGGUGUAUGUUUUCUACUCAUGAUGAUUUCCUAUGUUUGUGCUUCUAACAAGUGUUUUCAGGUUAUUCUUCAUGGUAUUUAAAAGUACCGAUUGUCUAUUUUGUGAAUGCAUUUGGUUUACUGUACCUUUUC